CUACCUCUUAUGAAAUAAGAAAUGAAUGGGAUGGAUGAAACAUCUAAAAGAAUCCUAGAGCCAUACCAGUAUUUACUUCAACUACCAGGUAAGCAAGUGAGAACCAAACUGUCACAGGCCUUUAAUCACUGGCUGAAUGUUCCAGAAGAUAAAAUACAGGUUAUAAUUGAAGUGACAGAAAUGUUGCACAAUGCAAGCCUGCUUGUGGACGACAUUGAAGACAACUCAAAGCUACGACGGGGCUUUCCAGUGGCACACAGUAUCUAUGGAAUUCCAUCUGUAAUCAACUGUGCUAAUUAUGUGUAUUUCCUUGGCUUGGAGAAGGUUUUAACACUUGAUCAUCCAGACGCUGUUAAAGUUUUUACCCGCCAACUACUGGAACUCCAUAAAGGUCAAGGCUUGGAUAUUUACUGGAGGGAUACGUACACCUGUCCUACAGAAGCUGAAUAUAAAGCUAUGGUAUUGCAAAAGACAGGUGGUCUCUUUGGAUUAGCUGUAGGCCUCAUGCAGCUGUUUUCAAACUAUAAAAAAGACUUAAAGCCACUUCUUAAUACGCUUGGCCUCUUCUUCCAAAUAAGAGAUGACUAUGCCAACUUGCACUCCAAAGAAUAUAGUGAAAACAAGAGUUUUUGUGAAGACUUAACUGAGGGCAAGUUUUCUUUCCCAACCAUUCAUGCAAUUUGGUCGCGACCUGAAAGUACUCAGGUGCAAAACAUUUUACGUCAAAGGACGGAGAACAUAGAUAUAAAAAAAUACUGUGUACAUUACCUUGAAAAUUUGGGUUCCUUUGAGUACACUCGGAAUACAUUGAAAGAGCUUGAAUCUGAAGCCUAUAAACAAAUUGAAUCACUUGGGGGAAACCCUGAGCUUGUAGCACUAGUCGAACAGCUGAGCAAAAUGUUCAAAGAAAAUGAAAAUUAAGUUUCACACCUGUGUUAAAACACUUUUCUUGGUAGCCAUGUUAUGGAAAUUACUGUUAAAAACAAUGUCAUAGAGCAUUGGAAGAUAUACCCUGUUAUCUAUACAGUCUUAACUAUAGCCUCUUACAGAUGCUUUGUUAAAGCAGAUGUACUCAAACUGAAACACGUUUUGAAUCUGAAUGUGAUCAUCUUUACAAAAUUAUCAGCAUCAUUUCAGGCCUAAACCUCCUAUCUUUAAGCAGGCUGCUGUAGGUUUCUGUCUGAAACUCUGUAUUAAAUGAAAUCUGAUCUGAAUGUAUUAUGCAUUUUCAAACAAUGCUCUGGUAAACCAAAAUGUACAAUCUAAAAUAAGAAAAGAUGAUACUUGCAACCGCAGUGCACAUAAAACUGUUGUGUGCUGUAUCUAAGUUAGGCUUGUGAAGAUCAGAUGGAUCAGCUUACUAAGUUCUAAGUGAAUAUCCUAUUGAGCUUCUGGGGAUAUUUUCAGAGUAAUGCAAAUGAUGAAAGGUAGUAUUUUAUAUGUGAGUAAAACUAACAUUUAGUCUGAAAUUGUAGCUUUAUGAAGAUUUCUAAGUACCUUAAAAAUUCCAUUGCAUCAGCAAAGCAUAAAUUUGCUGCUAAUUCCAGCUCUGCAAUGAGUAAUUUUGAUAGCCUGGUUUUAGAUCUUUAAAGUAUCAAAUAUUUUGUAGCCAGGUAUUUAAAUCUAUGCAUUAGAGCUCAUUCAUGUAACCAUAAAUAGCAAUGUAGGAAAGUGCUACUAGAAAGGAAAUGAGAUUCACACCAGGUAACUCUAGGACAUGGUUAAUCAGUACAGGUCUUUGCUCGUAAUUGAAAGAGGUGUCUCUGGAAGCUGGUUCAUAAUUCAUACUGCAUUCCUCUUCUGAAUUGGUACUGGAAGCAUGUUACAGGUCUCUCCAAAGAGACAAGUUCUGUAACUUUUUUUGCUAAAACAAAGUGCAACAUCUUGUUUCACAGGCUAUAACAUGGCUUCAAUUUUGUUAAUUGUCGAAGUAAUGCUUUAAAAUUAUGCACUCAA
Dryobates pubescens (Downy woodpecker) is the source of this 1956-nucleotide messenger RNA. It is a transcript of the gene GGPS1, whose product is annotated as geranylgeranyl diphosphate synthase 1. Gene Ontology annotation, biological process: isoprenoid biosynthetic process. The record is from RefSeq and is a predicted model, not a curated record. Gene Ontology annotation, molecular function: prenyltransferase activity. NCBI's taxonomy places the organism in Eukaryota, Metazoa, Chordata, Aves, Piciformes, Picidae. Bases 22 to 921 code for a protein of 299 amino acids. The transcript has 3 exons.